AUGGCAGUUGUAUACACAGUGCUGGUGCUGUUCUUGGCAGUUUUUGUUGCUGGAUUUGUAUUGCUGGUCUUGGGGGCAAUGAAUUUUGAUUUCUCCAACUCAGAAAUUCCUCCUGGAGUGAAUGAGCCGGUAAAGCUCCGAAUCAUCCACAUCAUGUUAAUAAGCAGAGCUGUGGUGGGAAGGAUUUUGGAAAACAUUGGUAUCUGCAGUCAGGUUGACUUUGUCCGGUACAUGCAAGAUAGAAAGACUCUACGAGUGGACCCAAAGCUCUUCAUCAAGGACCUGUGGUUUGAAAAAGUGCCUGUAAGGAUUUAUCAGCCUAAGGCUCCAUCUGCCCGCCAAUGGAGAGGAGUCAUGUUUUUCCACGGAGGAGGAUGGGUAUUUGGAAGUCUUGACACCCAUGAAAGGCUAUGCCGCUCUAUUGCCAGAGAAAGCGAAUCUGUGGUUGUAUCUGUUGGGUAUCGUUUAGCCCCUGAACACAAAUACCCUGCUGCGUAUGAAGACUGUCUUAAUGCCACCAUACACUUCAUGAAGAAGGCAGAGCACUAUGGUGUGGAUCCUGCCAACAUAACUGUCUGUGGGGACAGUGCUGGGGGCAAUCUGGCAGCUGCUGUUAGCCAGACCCUUGCAGGUAGAUCAGACCUCCCCAGCCUGCGUGCUCAGGUCUUGAUCUACCCAGGCCUGCAGGCCCUGGACUUCAAUUUACCAUCCUACCAUCAAAAUCGAGGGGUCCCUCCCUUAUUCCGAGAACGUGCUGCUUUCUGUAUGUUACAGUACCUAGAUGGGAAUGCAUCAAACCUUGAAGAGGUCUUGGAGGGCUCCCAUAUUCCUAUGGAUAUAAAAUUAAAUUAUGGGAAGUGGGUGAGCCCAGAUCAUAUCCCCGAAAAAUUUAAGGUCAGAGGCUACAAACCACAUGUGCUACUUGAUUGUUCAACUGAAACAGAUGAGACAGUGAAGAGAUUCUGUGAGCCCAACCUGUGCCCGCUGCUGGCCGAAGAUGCUGUGAUGCAGCAGCUGCCCGAGUCUUUCAUCCUGACUUGCGAGUAUGAUGUGCUGAGGGACGAUGGUUUGCUUUACAAGAAGAGACUGGAGGACAACGGUGUUCCAGUGACCUGGUACCACCUCGAGGAUGGAUUCCAUGGAAUCAUAAAUUCAUUGAAUACUGACUGGUUGUCAUUCCCGUCUGGAAAAAGGGGUCUUGACAAUAUUGUGAACUUUCUAAAAAGCUUAUAG
This is a messenger RNA of Nestor notabilis (Kea), 1233 nucleotides long. RefSeq names its product arylacetamide deacetylase-like 3. NCBI's taxonomy places the organism in Eukaryota, Metazoa, Chordata, Aves, Psittaciformes, Psittacidae. The coding region runs from base 1 to 1233 and encodes 410 amino acids. The transcript is spliced from 4 exons. Gene Ontology annotation, cellular component: membrane. Gene Ontology annotation, molecular function: carboxylic ester hydrolase activity. The record is from RefSeq and is a predicted model, not a curated record.